Molecule: messenger RNA, 2096 nt
Organism: Hyaena hyaena (striped hyena)
Lineage: Eukaryota; Metazoa; Chordata; Mammalia; Carnivora; Hyaenidae
Gene: SYTL4
Product: synaptotagmin like 4
Exons: 16
Coding region: 1-2016 (671 amino acids)
Biological process (GO): intracellular protein transport; exocytosis
Cellular component (GO): plasma membrane; exocytic vesicle
Molecular function (GO): phospholipid binding; neurexin family protein binding; small GTPase binding
Source: RefSeq, a predicted model, not a curated record
AUGUCAGAGAUACUUGACCUCUCAUUUCUGUCUGAGGUGGAGAGGGAUUUCAUCCUCAGUGUUCUACAACGAGAUGAGGAGCUCCGUAAAGCUGAUGAGAAAAGGAUUAGGCGACUGAAGAAUGAGUUACUGGAGAUAAAAAGGAAAGGGGCCAAGAGGGGCAGCCAGCACUAUAGUGAUCGGACCUGUGCUCGGUGCCAGGAAAGCCUGGGUCGUUUGACUCCCAAGACCAACACUUGUCGGGGCUGUAAUCAUCUGGUAUGUCGGGACUGCCGAAUCCAGGAAUGCAAUGGUACCUGGAGGUGCAAAGUGUGUGCCAAGGAAAUAGAACUGAAGAAGGCGACCGGUGACUGGUUUUAUGACCAGAAAGUGAAUCGCUUUGCUUACCACACAGGCAGUGAGAUAAUUAGGAUGUCCCUGCGCCGCAAACCCACAGUGAAUAAAAGAGAGACAGUGGCACAGUCCCUUCUUUAUCAGUCACAGAUGGAUGAUAUCUGGCCAGGAAGAAAGAUCAUUGAGGAGCAACAGAAGGAACCCCGUGUGCCAUUUGAAGUGCCCAAGCUGAAAAGUGGAAAGAGUGCACUGGAGGCUGAGAGUGAGAGUCUGGAUAGCUACACAGCUGACUCGGAUAGCAUGUCAAGGAGAGACUCUCUGGAUAAAUCUGGACUCUUUCCAGAAUGGAAGAAGAUGUCUGCCCCCACAUCUCAAGUAGAAAAGGAAACUCAGCCUGGGAGUCAAAAUGCAGUAUCAGUUGAUGAGGGUGAAAUGAUAUUUAAGAAGAACACUAGAAAAAUUCUCAGACCUUCAGAGUAUACGAAAUCUGUGAUUGAUCUUCGCCCAGAAGAUGUGGGACAUGAAAGUGGUUCCUUGGGAGACAGAAGCAAAUCUGUCCCAGGUCUCAGUGUAGAUAUGGAAGAGGAAGAGGAAGAAGAAGACAUUGACCAUCUGGUGAAGCUUCAUCGCCAGAAGCUAGCCAGAAGCAGCAUGCGAAGUGGUUCAUCCAUGAGUACAAUUGGCAGCAUGAUGAGCAUCUAUAGUGAAGCUGGCGAUUUUGGAAACAUCUUUGUGACUGGCAAGAUUGUCUUUUCCUUGAAGUAUGAGCAGCAAACACAGACUCUGGUCAUCCAUGUGAAGGAGUGCUACCAGCUGGCCUAUGCUGAUGAAGCCAAGAAGCGCUCUAACCCAUAUGUAAAGACUUAUCUUCUGCCUGACAAGUCCCGCCAGGGAAAAAGAAAAACGAGCAUCAAGCGGGACACCAUCAAUCCGCUAUAUGACGAGACCCUCAGAUAUGAGAUCCCAGAAUCUCUCCUGGCCCAGAGGACGUUGCAGUUCUCAGUUUGGCAUCACGGUCGUUUUGGCAGAAACACUUUCCUUGGAGAGGCAGAGGUCCAGAUGGAUUCCUGGAAAAUUGAUAAGAAACUGGAUCACUGCCUGCCUUUACAUGGGAAGAUCAGUGCUGAGUCCCCGACUGGCUUGCCAUCACACAAAGGCGAGUUGGUGGUUUCAUUGAAAUACAUCCCAGCCUCCAAACUCCCUGUUGGAGGUGACCGGAAAAAGAGUAAAGAUGGGGAAGGGGGAGAGCUCCAGGUGUGGAUCAAAGAAGCCAAGAACCUGACGGCUGCCAAAUCAGGAGGGACUUCAGACAGCUUUGUGAAGGGAUACCUCCUUCCCAUGAGGAACAAGGCCAGUAAGCGUAAAACUCCUGUGAUGAAGAAGACCCUGAAUCCCCACUACAACCAUACAUUUGUCUACAAUGGUGUGAGGCUGGAAGAUCUACAACACAUGUGCCUGGAACUGACUGUGUGGGACCGGGAGCCCCUGGCCAGCAAUGACUUCCUGGGAGGGGUCAGGCUGGGUGUUGGCACUGGGAUCAGUAAUGGGGAAGUGGUGGACUGGAUGGACUCGACUGGGGAAGAAGUGAGCCUGUGGCAGAAGAUGCGACAGUACCCAGGGUCUUGGGCAGAAGGGACUCUGCAGCUCCGUUCCUCGAUGGCCAAGCAGAAGCUGGGCUUAUGAGUCCCUGUCCUUUUCUGCAGGUCCAGCCCUGUCCAGGGCAAGUCAGAGGAAGCGAAGAAACCAAGAGCAAAGAUUUAUUG